Chelmon rostratus (copperband butterflyfish) is the source of this 1752-nucleotide messenger RNA. Its product is annotated as zinc transporter 1. Bases 1 to 1752 code for a protein of 583 amino acids. Gene Ontology annotation, cellular component: Golgi apparatus; endoplasmic reticulum. Gene Ontology annotation, molecular function: calcium channel inhibitor activity; zinc ion transmembrane transporter activity. The record is from RefSeq and is a predicted model, not a curated record. Gene Ontology annotation, biological process: detoxification of zinc ion; zinc ion transmembrane transport; intracellular zinc ion homeostasis. Lineage: Eukaryota; Metazoa; Chordata; Actinopteri; Chaetodontiformes; Chaetodontidae. The transcript has 6 exons.
AUGACUGUGAUUAGAGCAGAGAAGGAGUGUCCUGGGACAGAGAGCGAGGGAGAUGUUGCAGGUAUGAGGGUGCUACACUGGUGCAUGCUGGGAGUGACCAUCCUGCUGCUGGUGUGCGAGGUCACCGUCAGUCAGCUGUGCAGCUCGCUCAUCACCCUGGUGGAUGGUUUCCACACGCUCUUCAUCCUCGUGCGCAUGGCUCUUACUCCUCCUCAAACUGCAGGGAUGAUAAACCCACCUCUCUCCUGGCUGGACUCCGCUGCAUCUCCUCCGCAGGAUUCCUCGUCCUCCCCAGCACUUCCUGCCACCCCGCCUGCAGAGUUAUCCAUCAAACAUUUACCUGGCACCCAGGCCUCCACUGAUGGGUCAACCCACACAGACCAACCCCCGACUCCUCAGCCUAAAGCCUCUCCUCCAGAUCUGGACUGCGGCUUGUCCUACCCCAGCCUCAGGAUUCAGUCUGUGGGGGCUUUUAUUUCUGCUCUCCUCUUGGCCUCUCUGUCUCUCGCUUACAUAUUGGAAAUCAUCGGCAUCGCCAUAGAGCCACAACCAGUAGAACAGCACCUGCUGCUUGUGGUGGUUAGCGUCGUCAGUCUGCCAUAUAAAAUCCUGGUUCUCUGGCUGAACAGGGAUCAGCAGCAGGCCCCAGACACCAAAUCUCACAUUGAAGUGAACCACAAAGUCUUGGCUGAAGAGGAAGCCAAAGGCCACGCCGAGCCAGGGCGAGUCCCGUAUUACAUUAGCCAAGUCAAAUCUGCCAUGGACAACUCGCUCCACAACGGGGCGCUUGUCUUCUGUAACCCGGGAACCUCCAGCAUCCCUGACACUGACUCUCACACCCCAGAACCCCACGCAGAAGUCCUUCAUGAAGCAGCUCCACAGGACAGCAGAGACUAUGAUGUAGCAAGCAGUGUUGCAGAUUUGAGUAAAUCAAAAGACACUCACAAAGACAGCACCUGCAUGGGACAUGUUGACAGUCAAAACGCACCUAAUACCUCCCCAGUCUGCAAGUCAUCACAUGACAUUGAGAGGCCUGUACCAGCCAGCCAGCGGCUGGUCCGUCUCCCAGUGUUCGUCCUCGUCAUUCAGGGCCUUUGUACCUCCAUCCUGGCUCUGAUCAACAGCCUGGUGAUGCUGCUGAUCAGCCCAAUGUGCCUGCACAGCUCCGGAGCCUGUAGCAUCCUGGUUUACCUGGAUCCUGGUCUCUCCCUGGUGGCUGUGAUUACGUUGAUUGCCACAGCGAUGCCACAGGUGCACAGGUACGGACUGGUGCUGCUACAGGCCACACCUCCGCACAUUUGUGUAGCUGAUCUUGAACGGAGGAUUGCGAGCGUCCCUGGGGUGCAGGCUGUGCACGACCUCCAUGUCUGGCAGCUAACUGAAACAUUCAUAGUGGCAUCUGUCCAUGUACACUGCCAUGCUGGCUUUCCAGCACACAGGUGUGGUGAUCUGAUGUCGGGGGUCACUAAGGUGCUGCAGAGUGUCGGUGUGAGCUGCUGCACCGUUCAGCCAGAGUUCGCUUCCUGCUCUGGGUCCUCUGCAGGUAGUGGGGGUGACCCCUCCCCUGUCGUUCACAGAGAGGACCCCUCCCUACCUCCUGUCCUGGCCUGCAGCGUGGCCUGUGGGAUGGCCUGCGCACCGAGUAUGUGCUGCUCUCCCGAAGAAGAGGAGAGCAAGAGCCUGCUGGCACCACCAGCUGGGGAAACAACAGAAGAGCCUCAGACACUGGUCAUCGAGAACACCUUCCUCUGA